GAGAAUGGAAUUCCGCUCCCCCUCCCCCUCCCCACUUCGUCUUUCCACGAACGCAGGGAACGGAAGGAACGGACCCCCUUGUUGUUGUUCUCCAGCCAGUUUUACGACGUGGAAAAGGUGGCAGCACCAUCCGGAUGGUGAAAGUCCUUGGACGAAGAGGAAGGAGUGGUGGUGCACAUAUAGAGGGGCGAGAGGGCGCGGCUUGUCCAGACGCUCUUUGUCCCGACAACGACGAUGACGGCGACCACCACGACGGCCACCAUGUCGCCGAGGUUCCUGCUCCUUCUUGGAUCCCUAUUUCUGCUUGCCGGAACACAAGUUAGAGCACAGGACGAGGAAGGCGCGGAUGGGAUCGACGCGAAUGCCGAAGAGUUGUGUCAAGAUAGGCCAGGGGACGAGUAUUUCCGGUUGAACGUCGAAGGGGACUGUCGUGACGUCGUAAGAUGCGACAAAGCAAGCGAGAUUGGCGUGACCAGGUUGGCAACAGUCCGAUGUCCGACAGGUCUGGCGUUCGACAUUGAGCGGCAAACGUGCGACUGGAAGACGAACGUGAAGAAUUGCGACCAACUCGAGAAACCGCGUAAGGUGCUGCCCAUCCUGAGGACCGACGAACCAGUCUGCCCAGAGGGCAAAUUAUCGUGUGGUAACGGCGAGUGUGUCGACAAGGAGCUCUUCUGCAACGGUAAACCGGAUUGCAAGGACGAAUCCGACGAGAAUGCGUGCACGGUGGAAACGGACCCGAACCGUGCGCCUGACUGCGACCCAACCCAAUGCGUGCUCCCCGACUGCUACUGUUCCGCCGACGGCACCAGGAUCCCUGGGAACAUCGAGCCGUCCCAAGUGCCCCAAAUGAUCACGAUCACGUUCAACGGUGCCGUGAACGUGGACAACAUCGACCUCUACGAGGAGAUUUUCAACGGGCAGCGACAAAAUCCCAACGGUUGCCAGAUCAGAGGAACCUUCUUCGUCUCUCACAAGUACACCAACUACUCGGCGGUCCAAGAUCUCCACCGUCGUGGCCACGAAAUAGCAGUGUUCUCCCUGACCCAUAAGGACGAUCCCCAAUACUGGACCCAGGGCAGCUACGACGAUUGGCUGGCGGAAAUGGCCGGCGCGAGGCUGAUCAUCGAACGUUUCGCAAACAUCACAGAUGGCUCCAUCAUCGGGAUGAGAGCCCCCUACCUUCGAGUGGGCGGUAACAAGCAGUUCGAGAUGAUGGCCGACCAGUUCUUUGUCUAUGACGCGUCCAUAACCGCGUCCCUGGGCCGUGUGCCCAUCUGGCCCUACACUCUCUACUUCAGGAUGCCCCACAAGUGCAACGGGAACGGUGGAAAUUGCCCGUCCAGAUCCCAUCCCGUGUGGGAAAUGGUGAUGAACGAGUUGGACAGAAGGGACGACCCGACUUUCGACGAGUCCCUGCCCGGCUGUCACAUGGUCGACUCGUGCAGCAACAUUCAGACGGGAGAACAGUUCGCCAGGCUGCUCAGGCACAAUUUCAACAGGCACUUCAACAGCAACAGGGCACCUCUCGGCCUUCACUUCCACGCCUCGUGGCUGAAAAGUAAGAAGGAAUACAGGGAGGAGUUGAUCAAGUUCAUCGAGGAGAUGCUGGCCAGGAGCGACGUGUACUUCGUUACCAUGGUCCAGGUGAUCAAAUGGAUGCAAACACCGACGGAGCUCUCGGCGCUGAGAGACUUCCAGGACUGGAAAGAGACCUGCGACGAGAAAGGUCAGCCCUACUGCUCCCUUCCGAACGCCUGCCCGUUGACCACCAGAGAGCUUCCAGGCGAGACCCUUCGCCUGUUCACUUGCAUGGAGUGCCCGAACUACUAUCCAUGGCUGCUCGACCCGACUGGCGACGGUUUCACCGCGAACAAGAAAUGAGCGAUCGAGAAAAACGGUCGGUCGUUCGUGCGGCGCGUAUCCUCGAUGAAAAUUCGGGAAAAGGAAGAAGAGAAAUUUUCUCGAGGCACACGCGCCUGAACGUGGUGUCGCGCUGAAAACGUGUCGCGAACG
Messenger RNA from Apis florea (little honeybee), 2016 nucleotides. RefSeq names its product LDLa and CE4_CDA_like_1 domain-containing protein vermiform (gene verm). Gene Ontology annotation, molecular function: chitin binding; protein binding. The record is from RefSeq and is a predicted model, not a curated record. Gene Ontology annotation, biological process: carbohydrate metabolic process. Lineage: Eukaryota; Metazoa; Arthropoda; Insecta; Hymenoptera; Apidae. Gene Ontology annotation, cellular component: extracellular region.